Acanthocheilonema viteae is the source of this 528-nucleotide messenger RNA. Lineage: Eukaryota; Metazoa; Nematoda; Chromadorea; Rhabditida; Onchocercidae. The record is from the annotation of a GenBank genome assembly.
AUGGAUCAUGAUCAGGAAGUUUCUGGCGAGCCAGGUUUGCUUGAUCCAAGCAAAUAUUUGAAAUUAAAGCCGAAAAAGUCCAUUCUCAAGCAGUCAUCUGCGGAAGAAAGCAAGCGUAUUGCUGAAGAUCGAGCCCAUUUCGAUGAAAUGAACAUUAUCGCAACACAUCAUCCAGCUGAUAAAGAUUAUGGGCAUAUGAAGAUUCAGGAGCCGAAGACCCCAUAUCAUGGAUGUAGCGAUAAUGAAGACGAUGGAGACAGUCACGCUACAAGGGCACCACGCCGAGUUUCUUUGGUUGGAGCAAUUGAUCCAGUAAAACUAGCUAAGAGCAUUGAAGCUGGCACAUCGAUUCCGCCAGCAUAUCUCGGGAAAAAUUUGCCGGAUGACGACAGCGAGGUUGAGCUUACUCCUGAACAGAUCGCCCACAAAUGUGAAUUUGAGAAGAAGAGAAAGAUGCAUUACAACGAAGGUGCUGCAUUGUUGCGAGCAAAAGAAUUAUUGGCAAAGGAUGAAGAAAACAUGGAGUAG